Molecule: messenger RNA, 3837 nt
Organism: Lepisosteus oculatus (spotted gar)
Lineage: Eukaryota; Metazoa; Chordata; Actinopteri; Semionotiformes; Lepisosteidae
Gene: tecrb
Product: trans-2,3-enoyl-CoA reductase b
Biological process (GO): very long-chain fatty acid biosynthetic process
Molecular function (GO): oxidoreductase activity, acting on the CH-CH group of donors
Source: RefSeq, a predicted model, not a curated record
UUCACAGAGAGUAUAAUUCAGCCAGCAAGAAAAAGAGUAAUGUGUCCUCCUUUUCCUCUCUCUCCUCUUUCAGUCAAGACUCUUCUUUUCCUUCAACUCCAAUGUUUUUUGUUUUGGAUUAACCAGGACUAAAGCCCUCCUAUCUGGCUUUUUUAAAGUAUUGAAAGACUAGGCUUCUUUUAUCAUUUCCAACAGCAGUACCCCCAGCGCUUGUGGAGACUAAAGGCUGCUUUUCUUUUCUGAAAUUGUAACCUAUGGGGAUAUUUAGCGUUAAAUAAAGGAAGGGAUUCAUUUCAGAAGUGCUGUGCAGUGGCUUCAUUCCUCAGUGCAGACCUCGUUUCAGACGACGCAGAUCCCCUUGAAGCUGUGGGAAUCAUGGAUAUGAACUCGCUGGCGUUGGAGGCUAGCCUGGUACCUAAGAAGGCUGCCAACGGGACUCCACCAGCCCUGCCUAUCAAACGUCCACCCAAGCCUGCCAAAAAGACUAAAAAAGCUGUUGUUUUCUUUGAGGUGGAGAUCUUGGAUGCCAAGACCAAGGAGAAGCUAUGCUUCCUGGACAAGGUGGAGCCCAAUGCCACAAUUGGAGAAAUAAAGGGGAUGUUUCAUAAAUCCCAUCCUCAGUGGUAUCCUGCUCGACAGUCCAUCAGACUCGACCCCAAAGGCAAGUCUCUAAAAGAUGAAGAUAUUUUGCAGAAUCUUCCUGUGGGGACCACUGCCACUCUUUACUUCAGGGACCUGGGAGCCCAGAUCAGCUGGGUCACUGUGUUCCUGACUGAGUACACUGGACCUCUUCUCAUCUACCUGCUGUUCUACUUCAGGGUCCCCUUCAUCUACCCACCCAAAUAUGACUUCACCACCAGCAAGCAUUGGGUUGUACACCUGGCCUGCAUGUGUCACUCUUUCCACUAUGUGAAAAGGCUAAUGGAGACGCUGUUUGUUCACCGGUUCUCUCAUGGCACCAUGCCACUAAGGAACAUCUUCAAGAACUGUACGUACUAUUGGGGCUUUGCAGCGUGGAUGGCAUACUACAUCAAUCACCCUUUCUACACACCUCCAAUGUAUGGAGAACAGCAAGUGAAGAUUGCUCUAAUUAUUUUCCUGUUCUGUCAGAUCGGAAACUUCUCUAUUCAUAUUGCGCUAAGAAACCUUCGGCCACCAGGCUCCAAGACCCGGAAGAUUCCCUACCCCACAAAGAAUCCCUUCACAUGGCUCUUCUUGCUGGUCUCUUGUCCCAAUUAUACCUACGAGCUGGGUUCCUGGGUGGGCUUCACGGUGAUGACCCAAUGUCUGCCAGUGGCCUUCUUCACUCUUGUGGGUUUCAUCCAGAUGACCGUGUGGGCGAAGGGGAAGCACCGCAGCUACCUGAAGGAGUUUCGGGACUACCCUCCUCUGCGCUCCCCUAUUAUGCCUUUCCUACUGUGAGCUACUGUAGAUCACCUCACAUUACCAUUGGGAACUGGCCAGGAAAGGAGCUUGGAAUCAGAAAGAGGGAGGUCUAAACAGAGAGAAAAAAAUCUUUACAGUAAUAUUCGUCAUAAUGCAACUCAAAAGACUUUUGAUGUAGCUAGUGGUGUGUGGAAAUUGUUGCUGCCAUUCAAAUUACAGCUUUGUUUCUGUUUAGUCUUCCUGUAAUUUUUUUGUGAUAACAUUCUCAGUAAUGUAUACCUAUAAUGAAUGCUAGAAAAAAUUCUUAAUAUUUUUAACAGUUUCCUUUAGUUUUUGCAGUGAGGAUCCUGAUGCAGUUCCUCCUUCCAGCUGACAUGUUAAGUAUGAAAAAGCACUUGAUUAAAAAAGGCAAAUGUUUAAAAAUGCUGCUCUUAUUCCUGAAGACACACAGGUUUUGUGGUGAGAUCUACACAUUUUCACAUGUCCCACGUAAUGAUAAUUCAUUAUUGGUUAAUGUGUGUCAGGAUUUCAAGACCAGCUGCAGAAAAAAGUCAUUUUCAAAUACUUGUACCUAAACCCAAACCAUUUUUUUCAUUCACUUAAAACCUUCCAACCAGAUUUUAUUGAUUCUUCCAGUAAUCAUUGUUCUACAACAAAAACAUUUUAGUCUAUUUAUGGAUUGUAAUAGAAAGUGUGAACAGAAAGGUACUUACAGUAUAUCAAGUUUUAUGACACUGAUGAGAGUGGUAUGGAGCAGUAUUACUCUCUAGGGAUAUGCUUUUUAGAGUCAGAACCCCUGUUUUCAUAAAUGUUUUAGAAAUAUGGGGCGUUUAGAAUCUGGAGAAUUAAGAUGACUGCUAUAUCCCUGUAACCUCCUGAGGAGUGACGUAGAAGGAAGAUAAGAGUAUGAUACUACAGAAAGGCUAAAAGUGGAUUUGUUUGUAAUAAAAAAUUAACUGAAUUGUUCUUUUUGACUUGCUUUUAAAAAAUGAUUGAGAGCUGCUGAAUUUGAAAAAGUGCUAUGUUGCAAUUGUAGCAAUGUGAGGUUUACAGGAUGUCUGUAGCAGAAAGAGAAAGUUAUAGGUAAGAAGGAUACACAGAACUGAAAGACUUUUAAAAUCUUUUUUAAAAGACUUCAGUAACAUCUCUGUGGCCACCCAUCUUUUUGUGUGGCACAUAUUAACUAUGCAAAGUAACUAAGAAAUGGAGUUGUGUGGAUUAUAACCAUAAAUUCUUCUUGGCAUCUGAACUGGAGUCUUGAUUUAGGAGCAUGGGUUGAAUUAUUUGUACAACAACGUUUUCUACAGUUUCAAAUGGAAAUGCCUUGGCUUACAUAUUUCAGCAACGUGUAUUAGAAAUCCAUUGAAUAAGGUAUUGAGCAGAAGUAACAGUUUGAACAAGUUUUGUAAAUAUGUGCGGAUCAGUCCUGUUCUCCUAGUAGCACAGGAAUCUAUUGAGGUAAUGGUAAAUAUGCAGAAACAUGAUGUUCAGUCCUAAAUGCUAUUUUUUUUAAAUAUGGUUACAGAAGUCUGUCUCCUGUUCCUCAAGGCAGGUAUGCAUUGCCUGCCACUGAGAAAGUAUACUAAUUUGACUGGGGGUUCUUAAUACUUUGUCCAGUGACUGAAUAUAAAUAUUAACAAAAUAGUGUCAGUACCAUACAUAUUUUGUUCUUCUUCUUAGAGCUUCUUCUUUGUACAGACUGGAUUCCAGUUUUUAAUUUGCAAGACAUGUUCUGUGUACUGUAGAUCAAUCCAUUCAAAACUAGAAGUCUGGAUUAAAUCUGUCGAAGCUCAGUGCUAGUAGUACAGCCAAUGUUAAAUAAUGCAUUUUAAUUUCUAAAGCUCUACAGUAGCCACCAUUAGCAUUGUAAAGGAUCUUCUGAGGCUUUUGAGUUGCAUUAUAGAUGUUUUUUGAUUAUUACAUUUGGAUAGUCCAUCAAAAUGAACAGAAAUCUACAACCUAUAGUUAAGAGUGAUGUAUUUUCUUGUCUUCUGCCUGCGUUUUCAUAUUACUGCUGUCGAAGUGCAGCGAAGUACUCCAGUCUUGUGGCAACCUACUUGUCUGUAAUGCCGUCUAACUCAUGGUCUUAAUUUUGAAAGAACUCAUUCACUGUCUUCUAAUUUAACUCAGUCUUGUUAAUACAACAGAGUUAGAAAUGAGGUUGAAAAAAUCACGUGAAUUGCUCUGUAAUAUGCUUAUGUACUAAUGAGACAAAUUUAUAAAAUGUUAAUUUGCGAUUGUCUUUUUCAUUUGAUCUGUCACUCAUUUUCUUGUAUGUGAAUGAUUGUUUACAGAACAGUCUAAAUACAUAGAAUGCAGACAUCUGCUGGCCUUGGUUGUCUUUUUUGCUUCUUCUUAAUGUGGUCAUUUUUCUUACCUUCCGAAUGGUGUGUCUUGUAAGCUGUAAUGGACAAAUAAAAGAUACCAGUCCUUGCUUGUUCUUAAAAACAA